Messenger RNA from Zophobas morio, 1302 nucleotides. RefSeq names its product insulin-like growth factor-binding protein complex acid labile subunit. Gene Ontology annotation, molecular function: protein binding. The transcript has a single exon. The coding region runs from base 1 to 1302 and encodes 433 amino acids. NCBI's taxonomy places the organism in Eukaryota, Metazoa, Arthropoda, Insecta, Coleoptera, Tenebrionidae. The record is from RefSeq and is a predicted model, not a curated record.
AUGAAGAACUUCAGAUGCAUUAUUGUUUUUCUCGCUUUUAACUCGCCUUUUGUGUGUGCAACCGGUGGCAGUGCGGUCAUAACUUGUUAUCUUUACGUUGACAAUUCGUGGGAAGAAACACAAGUGGUCAAAAACGCUUCCACACACCAAAUCAAAGAAAGUUGCCCCGAAAAUGUCGAUCAGACGAAGCGCAUCAAACUACAAGGGUCAGCGAAAAUUCUGUACCAAGAUUCCCUCAAGGACAUCUCCAAACUGUCCAAACUCGAAAUCGUAAAUGUGCACGUGGAAGAAAUUCAGCCUGGAACCUUCAAAGAUUUGCCAAAGUUUAACACCAUAGAUUUGAGCGACAACAAUUUGUACGAAAUUAAAACUGGAACUUUUGUAAAUCUGGAAGUUGUGUCGUUGUUCAUGCACAGGAAUUUGAUUUCGGUUCUACAUGAAGGAGCUUUCCAAAAUUUAUCGAAUGUAGCACAACUAACCCUUGAAAGAAAUCGUUUGCACGAACUGAAGCGGGGGGUCUUUCAAAAUGUGACUGUGGGGAAAUUCCUGCUGGGGAAAAACAACAUUUCUAAGAUAGAGAUCGGAGCCUUCGCUGAUAUGUUUCCAUACGACGAAUUUGGAAUACGUUUGUUUUUGACCAACAACCGUUUUGCAGAAAUAGACUCUUCAGUUUUUGACUGCAAAGGUAUUGGUACUUUGGGAUUAGCGAACAAUUUUAUUUCCACACUUCGACCAGGUGACUUGCGUAAUUUGCCUAAUUUGUACGAAAUCAUACUGACAGGAAACAAAAUCAAGAAAGUUCCAGAGGGAGUUUUCAAUGGUUCAAAAAUCACAGACAUUAUAUUGGGUUGGAACGUUAUUUCCGUUAUAGAAAGUGAAGCUUUUCGCGACAUGAAACACUUACAGUUUGUUGAUGUUAGGCACAACAAAGUGAAAGAAUGGGACAGUAACUGGUUCCGUGGGGCACCCAGCCUAAUAAUUAUAUUUUCGCAUAAUUCUUUACAAACAAUUCCUGCAGAAGGUUUCAAGAAUAUUCCACAAAACUCUACGUUGUACCUAGACCAUAACUGCAUCAAAAAUAUUUCAGACAGUGCUUUCAAUGGUAUAACAAUUUUGCAGGGUUUGAAUCUGAGGUCCAACGAAUUAGAAGAAUGGAAUGUCGACCUUUUGAAAAAUGUAAAAAUUCACGAUUUUGAUCUUACGAGAAACAAAAUUGAAUGCCCUAUAGGUGGUCCACGUUCUUUAGCCCCCAAAGCGGACAUAGUUCGUGUCAGUGCAUGUUCUGAAGUUGAAAAGAAAUGA